Molecule: messenger RNA, 647 nt
Organism: Trypanosoma cruzi
Lineage: Eukaryota; Euglenozoa; Kinetoplastea; Trypanosomatida; Trypanosomatidae
Product: DNA polymerase delta catalytic subunit, putative
Exons: 1
Biological process (GO): DNA-templated DNA replication; DNA replication proofreading; base-excision repair, gap-filling
Cellular component (GO): delta DNA polymerase complex
Molecular function (GO): DNA-directed DNA polymerase activity; 3'-5'-DNA exonuclease activity; nucleotide binding
Source: RefSeq, a predicted model, not a curated record
AGGCAGAGAACGAGUAUGCGGGGGCACAGGCACACGUUGCCCUCGUUGAACGAAUGCGCAAACGGGACCCCGCCUCUGCUCCAAACAUCGGCGAUCGUGUCGCAUAUGUCAUUGUCCGAGCAGCAAAGGGUGCCAAGGCGUACGAGCGGAGCGAAGAUCCCAUUUAUGUGCUGGAAAACAACAUUCCAAUCGACACCCAGUACUAUUUGGAACACCAACUUGCACCGCCCCUUCUACGCGUGUUCGAAGGCGUCCUAGAUGACCCUAGCGUCCUUAUUAAGGGAGACCACACACGCCAUAUCUUGGUCUCAGCACCCAGCAAAAAUGCGGGGGGUUUGAUGAAAUUUGUCAAGAUUCAGCUUCAAUGCAUCUCAUGCCGGGCCAUAAUAAAAGAAGGAGCUCUUUGUGAUAAUUGCCGGCACAAAGAAGCCGACGUCUACGGGAAGAUUGUGGCGAAAAGAAACCACUACGAGGCGAUCUAUUCUCAGGUUUGGACUCAAUGCCAGCAGUGUCAGGGAUCACUGAAUCAGGAGGUUAUAUGCACAAGCAAGGAUUGCCCUGUGUUCUACAUGAGAAAGAAGGUACAAAAGGAUGUCAAGGAGCAGCAAACGCUGUUGGAUCGUUUCGGAGUCGUGGAUGACUGGUAA